Messenger RNA from Cuscuta campestris, 693 nucleotides. Lineage: Eukaryota; Viridiplantae; Streptophyta; Magnoliopsida; Solanales; Convolvulaceae. The record is from the annotation of a GenBank genome assembly.
CUUUCCUGCAAAUUUAGAAACACCACCCUUAGGACCCAUUUUCUUCUUUUCCUUCCCCCCAUGUGAGGAGCCCGACGGAUGUUCUACAACAUUCUCCCUCGCCCCUCCAUUUCUUCUAGCAAGCCCUUCCUCUCGGAUCCUCAACCACGUGAGCAGUUGCUCCAAGUUCAGCUCCGUUCUCUUGAGCUUGAGGUCGGCUUGGAAGUCUUCCCACGACCUGGGAAGUUUGUGGAUGAUGGCCGCCACUUGGAAGGCCUCGCUGACGCCUACUUUUUCUUCAUUGCACUUAUUGAAGAUUACCGUAAGCUCCUCAGCCUCGGCGACAACAGAUUUGCUGUCGACCAGCGUAAACGGGGUACAUCGAAUCUCCCAACCCCUACAGGAUAAUGUUGAUGGCGAGAUAGUUGUUGUGGUACCAUGCUUGGUUCACCAUCGCCAUGAGGGGAUCGUUGGCUUCAUUGGGCUGGGGGGAUCUUGCUGCAGAAUGUCCGAUUUAACUCCGAGCAUCAGAGUUUAAGCAAACCUGCAACCCAGGCUCCAGGCUUAUAGAUGGGUUCAACCUCAAUAUUGUGGGCCACCUGUGGCAAUUCAAAUGUUAUAAAUAAUGUUGAUUUUCAUCAAGAUUGAAGUGACAAAAAUGAUCAAGGAGAUGGAGCUGAGGAGCUAGAGCUUAAAUGAAUUUUAAAUUUAUAU